ACGUGAAGUACACUGUCAUCAAUCAUAAUAUAAAGAAUGUAGAAAGGUGCGUGAUGUGUAGAAGUAUUUUGGAUAAAUUUCAUAUGCAAUUGCCCACAUACAUAAUUCAUAGUUUCUCUUUGUGUACCGAGGACUAAGUAAAUGCAGGAGGAAAACACAAACAGAGAUCAGUCACCAGUUUCAGCGAAGUUACCACACGAUCGUAUAUCAAGGGACUCGAUUACGAUGCGCCGCCGACGGCACUUAUAAUCGUGGCAAGCGUGGUGGGUGUAAGGGUCGGGAACGAGGAAACCCAGUCGCGUGUAAACUCUGGGAGCCGGCGUUAUCUCGUUCAUUGUCACUACGGACGUAUAAAAGACACGCUCUUUCGACAGGUGUCUUCAGUAAAUUUGACUCACUAGCGUGAAGAGGACGACCACGUCCCCGGAUACGAUUCAGUUCUUUCCAACGUCGUGUGUGAAUCUUCGGACGUGAAGCUCGGUCGCGAACAACCGGUUUGUUUGGUGCUGUGCGCGUAUAGGCCUCACCCUCGCGUCGGUCUACGCCUCCGUUCAACCCUCCGCAACCCCCCGCAACCCCCGAUUUCUUCGUUUCCUGGACAAAUACACGAAUACGAUUCUCUCCGUCUUGGUGCCCGUUCGUGUAACGUUCGUGCACUGUCAGCCCGCGUAGUGAAAUCUAGUGAAGUCGCGAAGGACACUUAUGAAGGGGUCCAUCAACGCACCGCGGCCUAUCGUUGAUCAGAACAGAUAUAUUUGGGAUAACGAUUGGAAACAGUAGUGUAGACAAGAGUUGUUAAUUAAGAAUGCGCGAUGACACGGCGAAUUUAUCAGUGGACAGCAAACCCGCGCGAGAGGGCGCAGGGUAUGGAAAUGGAACCCCCCAAAACAAAUUCUCACCGCCAGGAAAAAAUAUUCUUGAAGUACACGCUCCAAGAUGCGGAGAAGGAUAAAGAGGAAACUGAGUAUAUGCUACAAGAGAAUGGCAAACCAAUUGAAUUCGUGCCACCGCAAACGAAGGAGGAGGACAAGCCGGCCACGCCGGCUGAGCCAUCGUUGCCACCAGUGCCUUACUUCAGACUUUUUCGAUUUGCAACAUGCGGGGAGCUGAUGCUGAUCAUUAGUGGCCUGAUCAUGGGAACCCUGACAGGCCUCUGCAUCCCUAUCUCGACGAUACAAUACGGUGAAUUCACCACGCUAUUGGUGGAUCGCAACAUGGAGAAUCUCACGAGCAGCCCUACGCUCAUUUUGAAAUGGUUCGGAGGAGGAAAGGUCUUAGAUGGAAACGCUACAUACGAGGAAAGGAUGGAAGCGCUUUACGACGAUUCGGUAGCUUUUGGCGUAUCCUCCGCCGCGUUGUCCACGCUCCAGUUCUUUUUCGCUGUGUUCACGGUGGAUUUCUUGAACAUAGCUGCGUCCAGGCAAAUCGUCCGGGUGCGCAAAAUGUUCCUACGAGCCGUGCUCAAGCAGGAUAUGACGUGGUACGAUAUCAACACGUCGACCAAUUUCGCAAGCAGAAUCACCGAAGAUUUGGACAAGAUGAAGGACGGUAUAGGAGAGAAGCUCGGCGUGUUCACCUAUCUGAUGGUCUCUUUCAUCUCCUCCAUCAUUAUAUCAUUCGUUUACGGGUGGAAGCUGACGCUGGUGGUGCUAAGCUGCGCGCCAAUUAUCGUUAUAGCUACUGCAGUGGUAGCAAAGGUUCAGAGUUCGUUGACGGCGCAGGAAUUGUCAGCUUACGGACAAGCUGGGACCGUCGCCGAGGAGGUGUUAGGCGCCAUCAGAACCGUGAUCGCUUUCAACGGUGAACAGAAGGAAGUGGACAGAUACGCUGAUAAGUUAAUUCCCGCCGAGAAAACCGGGAUCAGACGUGGCAUGUGGUCUGGCGUCGGUGGCGGCGUUAUGUGGUUCAUCAUAUACAUCAGCUACGCCAUCGCCUUCUGGUACGGUGUUCUGCUGAUCCUGGAGGACAGGCCAAAGGAGGAGAAAGAGUACACGCCCGCGGUGCUCGUGAUCGUGUUCUUCGGGGUGUUGGCCGGUGCCCAGAACAUGGGUCUGACUUCGCCGCAUCUCGAGGCGUUCGCGGUCGCUCGCGGCUCGGCGGCGGCGAUCUUCCAGGUCCUCGAUCGGCAACCGGCGAUCGACAGUUUGAGCAAGGAGGGCCAAAGGCUGCCGUCGGUCAAGGGCGUGAUCGAGUUCAAAAACGUGCACUUCCAAUAUCCCGCGCGAAAGGACGUAAAAGUGUUGCAAGGCUUGAAUCUGACGGUCAAUAGCGGUGAGACCGUUGCCCUCGUCGGCGGAUCCGGAUGCGGGAAGUCCACCUGUCUGCAGCUCAUUCAGCGACUGUACGAUCCAGCCAAAGGACAGGUUUUAUUGGAUGGUGUGGAAAUAUCGAAGUUGAACGUUCAGUGGCUCCGUUCGCACAUAGGCGUGGUCGGUCAGGAACCGGUGCUCUUUGACACAACGAUACGGGAGAAUAUCCGUUACGGAAAUGAUAGUAUUACCGAAGAAGAGAUGAUCAAAGCCGCGAAGGAAGCGAACGCUCAUGACUUCAUCAGCAAACUGCCAGAGUCUUACGAAAGUCCCGUGGGAGAAAGGGGAUCACAAAUAUCUGGUGGACAGAAGCAGAGGAUCGCUAUCGCUCGAGCUUUAGUUAAACGUCCAGCUAUUCUUUUACUGGAUGAAGCUACUUCCGCCUUGGACCUCCAUAGCGAAGCUACCGUGCAAAGAGCUUUGGACGCCGCCGCGAAGGGUAGAACGACGAUCGUUGUUACUCACAGACUAUCAACGAUCACGAACGCAGACAGGAUAGUGUUUAUAAAAGAUGGUCAAGUGGUCGAGCAAGGGACGCACGAGGAACUGCUGGCGCUUAAGCAACAUUACUACGGGCUGGUCUCCGCCGAUGCAAGUGCCAUCGCGAAAGCGAAAGCAACGGCUUCGGCUGCAAAGACGGUCACCGCAGCGAUACCGAAGCAGAAACCACCACCACUCAAGAGGCAGUUCUCUACACUGUCGAUGCACUCACAUCGGUUAUCGUUGGCCGGCGCGUCCGACACUUCGGGAAAUGAACUGGAGGAACACGAGAAGGCCUACGACGCACCACUGAUGAGGAUAUUCAGACUCAACCACCCGGAAUGGCCUUUUAAUUUGAUCGGUUGUUUCGCGGCAGCGAUGGUUGGCGCCUCGUUCCCAGCGUUCGCGGUUCUCUUCGGUGAAGUUUACUACGUCCUGGGUCUCCAAGACGAGGACGAGAUACGCCGCGAGACGAUCAACUUCUCGAUUCUGUUCCUGAUCGUCGGCGUAGUCACCGGUGUCGGCACUUUCUUGCAAAUGUACAUGUUCGGCUUGGCCGGCGUGCGUAUGACCACUAGGCUCCGGAAAAUGACUUUCGCCGCGAUGCUCAAGCAAGAGAUGGGUUGGUACGACGAGGACACGAACAGUGUGGGCGCGCUGUGCGCUAGACUUUCCUCCGAUGCGGGUGCCGUCCAGGGUGCCACCGGGACGCGCGUGGGCGCGAUUCUUCAGGCAUUGUCAACCUUGGUCCUCGGAAUCGGAUUGUCUUUGUACUACACCUGGAAAAUGACGUUGGUCUCGGUGGUGUCGAUACCUCUGGUGUUAGGCGCGGUGUUCCUCGAAGCCAGGGUGAUGAGCGGUCAAGGGUUACAAGAAAAGAAGAAGAUGGAGGCGGCUACGAGGAUCGCCAUCGAGGCGAUUUCGAACAUCCGCACGGUGGCCAGUCUUGGGAAAGAGGAGGCGUUUUUGCAGCGUUAUUGCGUCGAGUUGGAGCACGUUGCCAAGGCGACCAGGAUCCGAAACAGACUAAGAGGAUUGGUAUUUUCGUGCGGUCAGACGACGCCGUUCUUCGGUUACGCUCUGAGUCUCUAUUAUGGUGGCUCGCUGGUAGCCACGGAGGGUCUGAGUUACCAGAACGUGAUCAAGGUCUCGGAGGCGUUGAUCUUUGGUUCGUGGAUGUUGGGACAAGCUCUCGCUUUCGCUCCGAACUUCAACACUGCCAAGAUUUCCGCCGGAAGGAUAUUCAAACUCUUCGACAGGGUUCCGGAGAUCAGCUCGCCACCGGGUUCGGAAGACAGAGAUCUGGAUUGGAAGGCGGACGGGUUGAUCCAAUUCUCGAAAGUCGAGUUCCACUACCCGACGAGACCCGAGAUGCAGAUCUUGCAGGGUUUGAAUCUGAUCGUGAAGCCGGGUCAGAUGGUCGCGUUAGUGGGCCAGAGCGGAUGCGGCAAAUCCACCUGUAUCCAACUGUUGCAACGAUUGUACGAUCCACUUUCGGGCACCGUGACGAUGGACCGUCGCGACAUCUCGUCGGUCUCGCUGCGGAAUCUGAGAACGCAGCUUGGUGUCGUCGGCCAGGAACCGGUACUCUUCGAUCGUACGAUCGCCGAGAACAUCGCCUACGGCGACAACUUUAGGGUGGUGCCGAUGGAAGAAGUCAUAGAAGCCGCCAAGAAGUCGAACAUACACAGCUUCGUCAGCUCUCUACCACUAGGGUAUGAUACUAGGCUAGGAACUAAAGGUACGCAAUUAUCCGGAGGACAGAAACAACGUAUCGCCAUCGCGCGGGCCUUGGUCAGAAAUCCUCGAGUCUUACUGCUGGACGAGGCCACCUCUGCCCUUGAUACUCAGAGUGAAAAGGUGGUGCAAGCUGCUCUGGACAAGGCAAUGGAAGGCAGGACGUGUAUCACCAUAGCGCAUCGUCUGGCCACUAUAAGGAACGCCGAUGUGAUCUGCGUGCUUGAGAAGGGGCUCGUCGCUGAGAUGGGUACUCACGACGAUCUGAUCGCAGCAGACGGUCUGUACGCUCAUUUGCACGCUCUUCAAGAGGCCGCGAUGGAGUAGUCUCGAGCUUCGAGCCGCGUCCAGUCGACGCUCACUCGGGGCUGAUCGCUCCCGCGGAAACGGAAAUGUACGAAAAGAGUAUUUUCCGUGAGAGACGCGUCAGCCCCGGCCUGCGAAGCACGCAGCAACAAAUGGAUGAACUCCGACACGAGAGUAGGACAUACAGAUAUAUCCCCGACGAGAAAGCUCUAGGAAACACGCGCGUCAGGGCUUUUCGUACGGUUUUCAAACAUUGACAAAUGCUUCCUUUGUUUUCUCAGUUGGAUUCCCUGACCCUACGAAAAAAAAAACUUUCUUCAUAGUACUUCGCUACAGUAAUAGUUUCUUUCGCGAUUUUACUUAACCCGCGUCUUCGGCGCGCUUCCUCUUCGCUGAAGAUCAUCUUCAAAGGACAAGAGAAGUUUUCGUUCAUAGCGGACUUGAAUAUUAUUAUAUAUAGAUAUCUUGUCGAUAUUUACUUUGCUCUAUAUACUAACUUAAACGUCGGAACGCUUGCGUCGUCACGGUGCUCGUCUGUUUUACCUUGCCCACGUCUCGUUCGCGAACGUGAGCAGCCGAGGUACUCGUGUAUUCGAAACCGGAAACCGCCCUGUUUCCCGCUUCGUGCAUUCAGUCUCCUUGCUACAAACGAUAAAUCGCAACGUUUCCGAUAAUACCAAGAAAACGUAAGGAACACAAAGCAAUUUUCUCCGGAACGAUAUAUCCCGUUCUUCGUUUUCGUUUCGUCGUUACGUGCGGUCUUUUACGGAUUUGCAGCGCGCCGCGAACAAGAUUCCGUUCGAGGUCACGUAGCCGCGAUCAGAUUCGAUGUACGAUCCGAUCUCCUGAACGACUCGUUAUCGGUUGAGAAUACCAAGCCGAGGGUUGCCGCGAGUAGCCGCGAACCCGAAUAUUUGUCGAUCAAGGGAACGCGCCGAAAAUCGAGGAACGCAUGCAUCGAAUUAAACGGAAACGAAUAGACGCCUCGGAAAACGUAACCGUUGCCUGCCAUUUUGUUCGUCGACAAUUCCGGUCUAAACUCGAAUGAAAAAUGUAUGAACGUUACUCCGGACACGGGCAGCCACCUUGCCCUUUCCUCCGCCACCCUUGCUCGCAAAAUGUAAUCAUUCUCCCGUUAGCCGUUCUAUCGCGCCCGAAGUUCCUUUCGACUCGGGGCGAUCUAUCCAGAAUAUAAAAAAAAAACGUCAAUUGUGUCUGAACGGGUGAACGUUAAUAGAAAUCGUUCAGUAUUCGUGCCUUAGCAGUUAUCGUGCUCCGUGUUCAACUAAGAAAACGUGAUAGUAAGACGCGGGAGGGUGAGCAGAGGACGUGGGGGCCAAUGAUUAGAAUCUUCACACGCCUGGAAUUGAAGUAACGGCUGCUCGAACGAAACACGUAGUCUGAAAAUGUUCGGAAAUUUUUGUACGCUCUACAAACGAGCGUGCAAUUCGCAGAGGCGUUUCCGGGCGUCGAGGACACCUCCGAUCCGGCGGCUGGAUUUCUAUGGUCGAACUCCGCGACGUAUACUUUUCCCGAACUUGUGCCUUCAUACUUGGUAUAUUUAGUGAUAAGAUUCCGGUGGCUGGCUCUAGAGACAUGCCAGCGUGAACCGAUCACGUGCGACACGCGACGCGAACGCGCUAAAGUAUUUUUCAAAUAAUCCCUCUAUUCCCGAUUCGAAUCUUUAAGCUGAUCUUUCGAAACGUGCGUCAGCUUAGAAAUAACGGAGUAACUAUCUUUAUACUAUCAUAUUCAAUAUCUGUACGAAAUAUCAAAUAUAUAAACGUAACAGUUAAAUUGUAUUCGCGUGAGCGAUCGCCGAGUCAAUAGUACUUAAUUUACCUCGCGAUCGAAGGGGGAAGCCUAUGAUCAACUUUUACGAUCGGUACCGAAAUACAAUGCUUUUACUAUAUUUCAUGCGACAAUACAAAUACGUAGCCGUAGAACGUGUUCGAGCCAGGGAACGAGCGUUUCGCGAUCACGAAAUGGCGUUCUGAUGUUCGCGAGUCCAGCGCGAGGAGGCCGGUCGUCACCUGAGGGACUCCGAGCCUGUACUCAUUUUCGCGUACUUACCCCGCCAAGCGGGUCGGUGAGAGAACGAAUAGACACAAUCAGCGACGAUUAUCAUUAAAUCGAACUCACGGUUUUAAUCACUGCUCGCGAUUCGGACAAAUCAAAUCUCAAAACCGAACCAAUUUCAGUCAAAAUUGAGCUUAAAAGUCAUACACUUUUCAUAAAUUGUAAGAUCGAGCACUUAACGACAGAGUGAAUGAAAUUGUCAGAAGCGAACGUGCGCGUAUGUCUGUGUGUGAGAUAGAGAGAGAUUUUAGUUCGUAAAAAAUUCCAAAAUCGUUACUUAAGACUAAGGCUGCGGCAGAGAUCUUAAAAACAAUAAAUAGUGCAAAUUACGUGAACGAGCGAUCGCUUGGUUCAACACGUGUGUGACUUAAAGAAGGGGAAGGAGAACAGCAUUGUGUGGUUAUUUUCUUUCUUUCUUUCUUUCUUUCUUUCUUUCUUUCUUUCUUUGUUCUUCGUUUCCUUUUUUCAUACAUCGAAAGCGUGUCGAGUUACAAUUAUACACCGAUUACUGUGCAGUAACGACAAAGAGGAAGUAUUAAUUUUUUUUUCUUGUUAUACAAACAGAUGGAGCAGAACGUACAGCUGCUGGCAUUAUACAAAAUAAAAUGAAACAUAGUAGAAAAAAAAA
Molecule: messenger RNA, 7539 nt
Organism: Ceratina calcarata
Lineage: Eukaryota; Metazoa; Arthropoda; Insecta; Hymenoptera; Apidae
Gene: Mdr49
Product: Multi drug resistance 49
Exons: 15
Coding region: 813-4853 (1346 amino acids)
Biological process (GO): oligopeptide export from mitochondrion
Cellular component (GO): mitochondrial inner membrane
Molecular function (GO): ATP binding; ABC-type oligopeptide transporter activity; ATP hydrolysis activity
Source: RefSeq, a predicted model, not a curated record